Hyla sarda is the source of this 3105-nucleotide messenger RNA. RefSeq lists its product as uncharacterized. Bases 402 to 2780 code for a protein of 792 amino acids. The transcript has 10 exons. Gene Ontology annotation, molecular function: double-stranded RNA binding; nucleotidyltransferase activity; tRNA binding. Gene Ontology annotation, biological process: regulation of translational fidelity. Lineage: Eukaryota; Metazoa; Chordata; Amphibia; Anura; Hylidae. The record is from RefSeq and is a predicted model, not a curated record. Gene Ontology annotation, cellular component: cytoplasm.
AUAUACUGUCUAUUUUAAUCGGAUUCCUCCACUGGGAUUGCUGAAACUAUUGGGGAAAGAUGCCCGAAGGAGAAAUCAUAGAGUUUUUGACCAUUUCAUUGGCCAGGAUUUCUGGACAAAAGGUGAGGUCCGCAAUGCUUGGGUGGUAUACAACGCUGGCAUGCGUUACCGCGGCGGUCUGCCUGCCACAGACCAGGAUGAAAUUGGAGUUGUGCCGCUCUCAAGGUGCUCGCUAAUGGAUGCUAACAAGCGGUUUCUGGAUGCAGACCGCGUGGUGUCAUAUGGCGUGUGACGUCACAGGCAAUCGGCAAGACUGCCUGGAUACUGGAUCAGGAUAAUACGGCUGGCUGGAUGAAGAUCUUUGGCUGCAUUUAGGGCUGGUUUAAAAAUCCUCAGGCACCAUGCUGCUUGCUGUAUACAACUACAAUUCACCAAGAGCACUGGUAACCAGGUCAGCGCUCGGAACUGUACUUAUUAUACUUUGUGUGGUCUUAGCACACAUAGGAAUCCAGAAGCAGUUCAGUCCUCAUCCUCUGGUCUUAACAUUAUGUAUGACUGUGUCAGCACUUUGGAGCAAUACGGGCAUUUUACAGCUCUUAGUAGACAAUAAGAUCGUGUCAGCUUCAGAUCAGUUUUGUGAGGCCAUAUUUCCUGGUUUACUUGCCAUUUCCUGUGCCUUUCUCACAAUCGGAUGUGUUGGGACGCUUCACAAUCAAGGGCCCGUACCCCUUAUGUCCUUUGCCCUAGGAUUAGCUAACAUCCAUGUACUUGCAAUGUGUAAUGACCAAACACUCGGUCCAUCAGGUAUUGGAUGUAACUUUAUGAUUGUGACAACUAUCAGUUUAUAUCUUGUGGCAUUAAGAUUUUGGAAUAUUUUGCAAAAAAAACCUGCCCCCCAGGUUGUGAAUCGUGUCCAUUCCAAAAAGUAUUUAUCAAGAAACCAUCUUAUUGUGACCGGAAUUAUGACUAAUAUGGUGUCCUCUAGUGUGGUCUGUGGAAAGCUUAUUGGAACCACUAAUAUUCAAUUCCUUGGCCAUGCCCAUUGGAUGUUUACAUCAGCAACAUACCAACUCAUAGUCUCCAUUGCGUCAUUUUGUGCCUCGGACAUAUUAAAUGCAGCAUUCUUCAGCUUUCUGUCCAUCCUAAAGUUUGCAGAAGGGUAUUCAUUUUUCUAUCAGCCUAACAUAACAAAUGUCCAAUUGCUUCCCCUACCUUUCAUGGUUGUGUUUGCAGUCCUUUUUGGUAUUUUGGCUUUCAUGAUGUCUCUGAAAAACCUAUACUUUGGCAUAUAUACUUUACUCUAUGCCGCAUACUGUGCUUCUUUAACUCUUCCAAGUGGCAUUAACCAUAUUGCACCACAAGUGAUCAGCUUGAUCAUCUUCAUAGCUUCGGUAGCCUACAUGUUUCUAAGGCUUUACUUCUCAAAGGCGGAAUUCAAAACCCCCCAAAGACACGGUCUGAUGGAGAUGAUGAAUUCCUGCCUUCGAUUUCUUAAGGUAAAACAAAUGAAAAUGAUUUUCUGUUUGUAUGCUGAUGGCUUUAGAUUCAAGGAGGUGGAUGCCAUCGGCCAUGCAUUUAACACCCUUGCAGUUUUUUCUAUCAUUAUUGAAACAAAAGCUUCUUUCAUUUUAGUCAUUGUGGUGGGAAUCAUGGUUCUCAUAGCUGGCUUACUGUCUGCAUCUGCUGGUAAAACCAUAGAGAGCAGCGCCUUCCUCUUUUAUGGAAUCUGGUGGAUAACUUUUGGAACAGAGAGAUACUUCUGCUUAUCUGUGUCGGUGAAGGUGUUCUAUGUGGCACUGGGGAUAAUAUGCUUUCUAGUAUUACAUGGCUUUAUCACUGUUUGCAUGAUCAUGCUAAACAAAGUUUGGUUCAUAAACUCCUUAUUUUUUGAGGGUCUCCUCUUAAUAAUUCUACUGAGAACAUUUUCUAUUGUAAAAUGGGAAUGCACUGUUGUUUUUAGUGUUCUCUUUGGUGUUGUAAGCUUCUACUGCUUUCUGGCUUCCAUACUUAAUGGGACUGUAGAGACUCCCCAUCUCCCUUGGGGUGAACCAUUCCUAAAGAAUCCACUGUUGAUGCAGGGUCACAUGCCGUGCACGCUUCCCGCAAAAAAAGUCUCCUCAGUUAAAAAGAUUGUAGAUAUUAUGAGAAAAGGAGGCAUUUGUGUUAUUCCAGCAGAUGAGGGAUAUGUUAUUGCAUCGGCUUGUCAAUUCCCAGACUCGGUGCAGAAACUCUCCAAGAUAGAUGUGGAAAACAAAGAUAGUGAGAUGUCUAUUUACAUUUCAAGUGUAAAACAACUGCAACCAAUAAAAUGUUUACUCAGCAAACUUAUGUGGGAUUUCAUUGAAGGUCUAUGGCCAAAUCCUGUUGGUUUUGUUUUACCUGAAAUUGGAGACUGGUUGGAUGGAUUUGAGCUAGCAACUUCUUCCUCACUACCUGGAUCUUCAAAGAAUGUUAUUGUACAUAUAUCAGACUGUGAAAUCACUACUCAGAUCAUUGAUCAGGUGGGGCCAAUAGCUGUUCGAUCAUUGCCAAAGGGAACACACAUUCAUCCCGGUCAAAUGUUCCCAAAAAUGCAAAACAAGGUCAGCGCAAUCCUCCUUGAUGACAAAAAUAAUGAUGACAAUGAGUUUACUGUUGUAGACUGUAUGAAGAUUAAAACGGGAACCAUUGAUUUUGUCAAGGUUGGAAGUGUAUCUAAAACAAAGGUCUUGGACAUUUUACACGCAGUCAUGUCAAGAAGAGACAGCUGCCUUAACACUCUCCAUUCAUUCCAUUUAUGAGAUGACACGACACAAGACUUUCAUUCUGUCCGAAGAGAACUUAAUGGGGACAACUUCUUGCACUUUGUUGCGACAUCUGUUUCAUGAACAUCUUGGUUAUACAUUUUCUGGUCAUGAUUUUGCAAAGAAACAUUUCAAUUUUAAUACUUGUAAAACCAACAUAUUUUUGUAUUGUAUAUCAAGGGGUCAUGAAAUGCACUUUAGAUUGGUUAAGACAUAUAUUUUGACAAGUUUCAAACAAUCAAGAAAUAAAAAUGUAAAUAAGCUAUAAAAUUGCAAAGCUCAGUGGUAAUCUAUAAUAACAGUAAUAACUUUCCCUCCUAUA